AUGUACACUUAUGUGAUUCGUAUUGCCAACGUUGAACAUUUUGUUAGUAGUAAUAUCAUUCAUUAUCUGUCGAUUGUGUUAUUUUGCUCUCUUGAUCUUCCGCUGACCAGUAAAUACUUUCAAUGGAGAUAUGAAAUGGCUAUAAUUGAUCUUAAUUAUUUUCAAGAGACAGUUUGUUGUGAAUCGUUACUGGAACAUUCAUGCUUACCGUAA
Molecule: messenger RNA, 213 nt
Organism: Schistosoma turkestanicum
Lineage: Eukaryota; Metazoa; Platyhelminthes; Trematoda; Strigeidida; Schistosomatidae
Source: the annotation of a GenBank genome assembly